GCAGUUCGGUGUUGGUUCUCUUCAAGGGCAGGAGUAAUGCCGGGUGUUCUUAGUUGUAAUUCUCAGUGUGUUGGAUAUAGUACUGUUGGAAAGAUGGUAAGUCGUACUUAACAAUAUUUAUUUCUAUAUGAGUAGUUAAAACUUAAAAUAUUUUUGGGGGACCGUAGGCCUACAUUAACUUAAAGUGGGAGGUGCCCCUACUCAUUCCGCACCAGAAAAAUGUGGUUUAGUUAACAACAGUGUGAUAUUUAUAUGGCUGUCGGUUUGUAUUUGCGCAUUUAUUAAUUCGCAUAUGUUCAUCUAUCUAGGCACUUAGCGUAAUUUAAAAGUGUUAAACAGAUCGGUCCAUUUUAUAAGGCUUGUCUUCUCAACCAUAGUUAUCAUUAAUUUAACCAAUGAAUGAUCGUACGAAUUGUUUUCAUCAAUACACCGGUAACCUCCCAAAAGAACAAAAUGGUUUUCUUCCCAUUUAUGCGGAGGUUCAUGUCAGGGCGCCAGCUGGCUGUGUUCUGAGUGAGAGGUCACAACGUGACUUUCACGUGGCGAAAUCGCCGAUAUCUUAAACUUGUCUGUGCCAUGUGAUGUUUAAAACCGAGUGAUAUGAUAAAUAAAAUAUUGUUACAAGAAAAGUAAAAAAAGAAUAAUUAUUGUUAAACGCCAGCGAUACGAUGUUCGGGUUUACUUUUUUAGUGUCAUACACUGAACAGCCUACACAUACGCAAUUACCAACUUAUUUUAUCAGCUGUAAAUAGCUCUCGGUACUAUUUCUUUUUAUUUCUUCAUUAAAAUGUGGGUAGUUUGUAUAUAGUGCACUUAUGUCUUAUGUUAACUAUGCUAUAUUUUCAAAGCAAUUUUUAUCUUCAAUUACAUAAGCUAUACUAUAGUUAUUGCAAUAGGAGUGGGCAUACAACCGCUCAGGCCUUGGACUUGGAUGUAGUUUCGUAAGGUCUUAAAACAUUAAACCCCUCUUAAUCUUAUAACUUACGUAGUUUAAGUCUUAAGCCUAAGGAUAAGUUUGACUAAGUUGUUGGCCGGAUCAGUGUCGUCUAAGAAUCAGACUGAAAAUUUGAACCAACUCUAUGCAUACUGCUUAGCUCAUUUGUAAUGUGUGUGGGGUGGGGGGAGAAAUCAUUUAACAUUAAUAAAAGAUAUAUGAUACCCUUCAUAUACUUUCAAAUGGAAAUGAGGCUGUCUAUGCUGAUAUGGACGGAUCAGUGUCGUCUAAAAAGCAGACUGAAAAUUUGAACCAACUCUAUGCAUACUGCUUAGCUCAUUUGUAAUGGGUGUGGGGGGGGGGGAGAAAUCAUUUAACAUUAAUAAAAGAUAUAUGAUACCCUUCAUAUACUUUCAAAUGGAAAUGAGGCUGUCUAUGCUGAUCGAUGCCCAGUUCCAUAUUUACCGCGCCCAGGGGGUCGGAUUAAUUAUUCAAUAACCGAAUCUGGUCCCCGGGCCUUCGUUUGACGACCCCUGGUUUAAAUGUUAUGUGUCAAGGGCUACGUACUAUCUACUAUCUCAAUUUUUUUUAUACCGUCGUCGCCUGUGGGGAUUUGAUUAAUGGUGCGUGCUUUAUACUCUCUCUUUCAAUCAAGAAAACGUAUAAACCUAAAUAUGCACCACGCAUAGCUAUUCCUAGUGGCAUUAACAGGCUUUUAGGGCUAUGAAAAAGUUAAUGUAAUUUCAAUUUUAUAACAGCAAUGUAAUUAUAAUUUCUGGUAAGUUUUAUGAUUAUGUAACUGAUGGCACCUCUUUAUUAUUUACUUGCAGGCGUUUUUUAUGGAUCCUGAUUUGAUCAAUUUCAAUUCUGAUGAUGAUGUUACUGAUGUCGGGGACAUAGCUAGCAGAAUCUUUGGACCAUCCUCAACACCAUUGUCACAAGCGUCCCAGUCUAAUGAUAAUACUGACAGUGAUUGUGAACUGCCUGAUAAUGAACAUCCUGUUGACCUAAUAAAAUACUUGGAUAGCCCAGAAAUUGACAUUGAUCUGCCAAAAAUAAAAUGUGAAGGGGACUGUAAUGUGUGCACAGAGACCCCCAAUAAAUAUAACAAGUACAGAGUCUCAGCUCGACAAGAUCCAUUCAUGGGGAUGGGUGGCUCUCAGUCACAUUCUUCCACUAACUGUGGAACUCAUGCUGCCAUCACAGCUACUUCCCCUGUCCUGACUGCACUUGACUUUGAUUUUGACCCAUACAGUCAGCAGCAAAUAUUGCAGCAGCAGCGAUUCUGUGCUUGGGGUCAUAAGAAUGAUGAUGGAUUUGACCUAAUGCUCAACAAAAGCAGUAUAACUAGCCUUCUUGGAAUUUUGGAGGAUGAUAUUGAAGAGGUUACAUUUCCAGAUACACCUUCUCCAUCAAGUCGAUCAGGUACUUUAAUUCUCAGUUUUUAUGGUUGAUAUUUUAUUUUGGGUAUACUGAUUUUACUUUUUUAUUUUUUCACCAGCGUUGAUUUUGUAGACUUUUGUUUCACAAUAUCUUCCACUUCCUUUCAGGUGAUGAUAGUGAUGUUGAUAUUGAAACUGUGACGGAUGCACCACGUUCAGCUGACUCUUGUGGAUAUGUAACACAGGAUUCAUCACCAUCAAUGAGCCCAGCUGCAUCUCCAUCUCCAUUUAACACCCUGGCCAGUGUAAGCCUUCAGUCUGCUAUUUCCAAAUCAUCUUCAAUUUGCUUCGGCUCAGUUUCACCAUCAUCCAGCAGCAAGUCAUCAGGUGGAUUUACAUCUUAUGGAGUUUCAAGCUCUGCCUCGCUGGCUGAAAAUCUUAUGGCUGGACGUACUAGCCUCCAUGGCCAAAAGCGUAAAUUGGCUAAGGAAAAGAAAAUAGGAUCCAAAUCACCACAGCCUGUUUAUACUCACAUACUUUGCAACAGCAAUAGUGUCAACUUUCAUGACUAUGCCAUGAGCCCAGGUGCUUAUACCUUUCCUUCAACUUCAACAGAGACCGGCAGGCCAACUGUCAUGUCCAAGAGAAUUUACAAAAGAAAACAGCUAGCACUAGAUGCUUCUGAUAAGGAAAAGCAACACCAUCACAAUCAACUGGAAAGAAACCGUCGUCAAAAACUUGCAGAUUUAUUUGUUGACCUAAGAGAUGAAGUGCCCAAAAUUGCCAACCAGGCAAAGGCUUCAAAGGUUGUUAUUCUGAAUGAAUCAACAUUAUAUAUUCGUGAAUUGCAAAAAUUUCAUAAGCAACAGGAGGAUGACAUUUCAAAAGAACUCCAACGGAAGGAGAUGCUUAAGAAGCAAUUAAGACAUUUACAAUCCCAGAUUUCCAGAGGCGGAUUUAAAUAACUUGCAGUGUUGCCAAAUUGAACAGUUUAAUUCUAUGCAUUUGCAUUGUGAGUGGUGGGUGUGGAAUUUGUGCAAUGGAAAUAUAAUACAAGUUAUAAUUAUGAAUGGUUUGUAAGGACUUGUGCAAUGAUGAAUAUGGUUGUAAUAUAAAUGGAUUGUGAGGAUUGGUGCCAUGAUAAUGGAGUAAUGGUUAAGCGAAUGGUUUGUAAUGGAGUGGUUUUUUUGUUUUGUGAGCAAUGAGAUUUACAUGGUAUAAAGAAGUAGUGAAUCUUUGUAUGUAAAUGGAGAGAAGCCUGGAAUAUGUUUAAAGGCUUUUUCUCAUGUGUCACUGCCUUUCCCUUGUCACUUUCCGUUUUGUAUUUUAAAAAAAAAAAAACGGGUCCAAAUUGUAUAUGAUUAUUUAUCAUUACUUCAAUAAGGACGGUCUUGAUGAAUUUUAUGGUUUUUGGUUUUCCUUUUUUUUUUUUUUUCCUUCUUUCCUUGUUGAGCUCGGCUUCAACACAGCACUCAGUUUAGAAAGUGCACAUGUAGAUAACAGGUUUGCUAUAAAUUGUAUUCCAUUACAUGCUGCAAUUGAACCUCCUUAGAAGAAUCAGUUAUUUAACAAUUGUUUUGCAGCAUACUUUACUUAUGGUCAUUUGAUUAGCUAUAUAGUAAAUAUAUAUUAUAAUGUACAGUUACAGAGUUUGCAGUGUUUUAUAUAUAUUAAUAGUUCUCUAGGGUUUAUGUCUCCAGUGGACCACAGCCACUUUGUUUAUCUCAUUCAUGCGACAUUUCACAGAGAUAUUGUGGAUUUAAUGUUUUUCAAACCAUUAGUAAAUUCUGGGUGCUAACUGCCAUGUAAUGUGUUGCCCCCCAGUUUUUAUUUUUAUUUUACUACCCACGCUUGUCCAUUUCAUUUUCAUUGAUUGGUUAUUUUAAUCAUUUUUUGACGUUAAUUCACUGUUGAAGGUAAUUGAGGAGAUCUUAAAUCUAUACCAUGUGUUUUCAGGCAUUACCUUUAUUUUAAACUUUUGUACUUUUCAGCUUGGCACUGUUUCAGAAUAUUCAGAACUGUGUGUGUCAUUAAAUCCUGCCUAUUACUAUUGUAUUAUUAUUUAGUUUAACGGCAUUUACUUUCUGUAUACAUCUAAGGUUAUUUUUUUCAAUGUGUUCAUUUUUCCAGUUUAAUUAGUACUCUCUCUAUGUUGUACAGUAGAAUCACAUCAUAGAGGGGGGGUCUUGUUUAUUAUGGCACAUACACAAUCCUUUGGUUGAUCAAUCAUUUCCUGGACUGCAAAUGUAAAUUGAACAUUACUUCCUAUAUAAUGUUUUAGAUGCAAAGUCAUCUUCUAUUUAUAUUGUACUUCAUAUACUUUAAAAAUUUAAGAUCUCUACCAAAAUUAUUUAGUGGCAUGUCAUUGGCAUUGUAAGAUUGAGGGAGGGAGGUGAUACUGAAAACUGAGUUAAUUAUUAUUUUGAGUAAGAUGUUCAUUAUCUCUGCUGUCAUUAACUAUUAGCAGUGAAUUUUAUGUAAAUUUGUAUUAUUUGUAUAAAGUUAAAAAAUUAAAAUGUGUAUGACAGAAAAGUUGUCAUUCAUUUCUGUAAAUGAAAUAAAUUUUAUUUUAAGUUUAAGUCGCAUUUGAAAUGUUAGACUUUGUUCUAUAAAGCCCUUUUGAUUU
Molecule: messenger RNA, 4942 nt
Organism: Lymnaea stagnalis (great pond snail)
Lineage: Eukaryota; Metazoa; Mollusca; Gastropoda; Lymnaeidae
Source: the annotation of a GenBank genome assembly